This is a messenger RNA of Nerophis ophidion (straightnose pipefish), 1134 nucleotides long. Its product is annotated as nidogen-2-like. Bases 1 to 1134 code for a protein of 377 amino acids. Lineage: Eukaryota; Metazoa; Chordata; Actinopteri; Syngnathiformes; Syngnathidae. The transcript has 9 exons. The record is from RefSeq and is a predicted model, not a curated record.
AUGACUGACAGUAAUUGGGCUGGCAACACAGGGACUCCAGGCGUUUGGCUUUUCCACACCGGGAACUACUAUUCUUUUGAAAACAUCGUGCCUGCGUCGAGUAGCGGCCUCCUUUCAACAUUGGCACCAAGAGAACAUGCCCUGCCUCUGGACACCACCACACCCGAGUACAGCGACUUAGAAGAGUACACAGACAGCAGUAACUUUAACUCCGCUAACGAAGAGGAAGAGGAGGAUUACCCUCUGACUGGUGAAGAUCCGGAAUUCCAGCCAGAGCUCGCUAAUGAAUCCCUUCAGCCAAGAAGUUCGAACCCUCCUUCGUCAGCGUCCGAGGACUCGGCUCGACAAGAUUUACCUUUGACCGCUGAACCCAGACGCAGUUCAGAGAGUGUCGAUAGCCAGUACCUUCCUCAUCCUCAUCCUCGUAGAGAUAGGAUCCCAGAUGGAGGGGACCAGCGGUCGCAUGGGCAGAAACCUCAGCUUCCUGUGGAUGUGGUAGACCUGUACCCCUCUCACGGAAACCACGCCCCACUGUCCCCUGGGGGUCAUGUUGUCAGUGUGGACGAAGAUGACAUUGACUUUGACACAGGAGUGAUCCAGUACACCACUGAGAACAAGGAAACAUGUGCCAGGUUCCAGCAGCAGUGUUCCCAGAAUGCAUUUUGUUCUGACUACGCUACAGGCUUCUGCUGUCACUGUCAACCUGGAUUUUACGGAAAUGGCCGUCAUUGUCUGCCCAAGGCGGCCCCCCAACGUGUCAGCGGCAAGCUCAGCGGGACGGUGAUAGUGGGUAUGACCCCCGUGGAGCUCAACCAAAUCGAUCUCCACGCUUACAUCGUGGUGGGAGACGGGAGGGCGUACACAGCCGUCAGCGAGAUCCCUGAGCCAGUGGGUUGGGCCUUGAUGCCGGCUGCACCGAUUGGAGAGUUGUUUGGAUGGCUGUUUGCUCUGGAGCUGCCCAAUAGCCAAGCCGGAUUCAAAACUACAGUUUCUCCCGACUGGACAUGCCUGAAACACCUCGGAGGCGUCCAGGAGGCCUCCGUAGCAGAUUCCCCUCAGCUUGCUCUUCUCGACGUGAAGGAACAGCGGCUCUACUCUGAGCCUCUACCGGAUGACCGAGCUCGUAAUCUCUAA